AUGGUACUGGGACAGUACUCUCAACCUCUUUUGCAUUCUCCCACCUCACUCUUUCACACAUCAUAUUUUUUCUGCAGUCCAUUUUGCCUGGGUCUCGGUUUCGAUACACACAUCAUCAUAUUUUUGUCACUCUUCGACGAACCACCUCCACGCUCAACGCCUGCGUACGCCAUGUCCGACUCUGACGACUUCGGCGGCCUUGGUGCAACAACACCGAAUAUCUCACGCAAGCUCCCACCGAGCAAUGCGGCUGCUACUGCUGGUCCAUCUCGCGCAGGCGGCGCGUCAAACCGCAAGAAGGCGCCCCCAAGCGUCAUUGCGAUCUCGAAUACAUCGGACGACGACGAAGUGGUGAAACCUAAGCGCCGAACGGGAAAACGGCAGCGUAAAGACGAAGAGGAAGCGCAGGAAGAGGAAGCGCCUGGUCAUGAGGACGAUAUAGCGGAAGUAGGUGGUGACGACGAGGAUGACGAGGUACGGGAGAUCGAACGGCCGACGACAAAGACAAGCAAAGGGGCGGCGACGAAGGCGCGUGGGGGUUCGAAGAAGCCGACUAUGGUGAACGGGAAAUCUAACGUGCAGACGGCUGCUGCUGCUACAACAGCGGCCAAAGGCAAAGGAAAGGCGAAGCCGACGACAAAGGCAGCUGCGAAGGCGUCUUCAUCGAGACAAAAGCAGGCAGAACCGGAGGAGAUAGAAGUGGACCCGAUCGAGGUGCUGGAUGACGACGAGAUGGACGUGGAGGAGCCGCCGGUAGGGCUAGCGCGUGCAAUCAACAACGCGGCGGGGUGGUCGAAGAAGAGCAAUGGGAAGGCUCCGGCGAAGCAGCGGGGCGACGCGGCGUUAGAAGAGCGCUUGCAACAGGCUCAUCGUCAUAUUGAAGAUCUCACGCGACAGUUGGAGGAGUUGAACCAAGUGCGGAGGACAGAAGCAGAACAGCUGCUAGAAAGGAUGGAGGUGCAGUACCAGGCCCAACUGCAAGCGAAAGAGAGCCUCAUUCAAGAACUCACAACGCAACUACAAAAAGAGCACCCCCUGUUACGGGCGGGCAAGGGAGCUUUUGAAAUACUAACACGAGAGGAAGCGAACAAAGAGAUGGAGGGCCUGCAGAAGCAGGUGAAAGCGUACAAGGAGGCCGUGCGGGAGCGAGACUACCGACUGCAGAGUAUGGAAGAGGAAAAGGAAACCCUCAAACAGGCCCAGAACGAUCUACGGGUAGAACUUCAACUUGAGGUUGAAAGGGCUAACGCGCUGGUAGCCAAGGCGCAACAACGGCCACCUCCGUCAGCUGCGAGACCGCGGGCUGGUGGCAUCCUCCCUUCCUCUGAGGAUCCCAAGAUUGUCGAAGUCAUCAGGUUCUAUGAGGACCUCACGAAUCUCCUCGUUCCAAAUAUGAAAUUGCAGCAAGGCAAACAUCUGGGCCUGGACGAAUGGGGUCUGAAUUGCUUGUACACCCAUCGAGACGUCUCGAAUAAAGACAUCCCAACGAAGAGUCUAAACUUCACGUUGCGGCUAUGCCAUGACAUUCGAUCUGGCGAAAGCGAACCCAUCACGAGCAAAGACCAAUUGGUGGAAUCCGUGCAUUACACCCCACACGAGCUUGAAAAAGAAACUGAGGAGUUCCGAGAGGCCUUGAAAUUCCUCAAGGAUACCUUCACAUUCGAGCGCGAUCAGCUUUCUCUCUUCUUACGGACAUUGCACGAUUAUAUGAGUGGCGAAGGUGGCGACGGUGAUGGUGACGAGGAAGACGACGACGUGCAAGUUAUAGGAUAA
Cyclocybe aegerita is the source of this 1773-nucleotide messenger RNA. The record is from the annotation of a GenBank genome assembly. Lineage: Eukaryota; Fungi; Basidiomycota; Agaricomycetes; Agaricales; Hemipholiotaceae.